UCCGUAACUACAGCGUCAAAAUGGCUGACUUAGACGAAGAUAUUCCACCUCUUGAAGAUAUGACCACUGUCUUGCAGCAAGUUCAAGCAUUAAAAUUGGAAAAUCGAUCCAGUAAUAUUAUAAGUUCAUCAAACACAAAUGAGAAAAGAACAGAAAGUGUUACUCCUAAAAGUGCACAACAUAUUAUAUCACCUGUUGCAAAUAGUAAAGCUACAGAUAAAUCUGCAGUAAAUAAGCAGAAUGAGAAAAAAACACAAUCAUUUGGUGGAAUGAAGAAAGGAUUUUUAUUUGGUUCUUCAAGUAACACACAGAAAAAGAAUAGUAAACCAGCGUCAAACACAGAUGAUAUUCCCUUUGUGAAGUCAAAACAACCAGAAAAACCUGAUUUAAAUCUAUGCGAAGUACAAGAGGCUAUGAAAGCUAGUGAAAACAUAUUUCAAAACCGAGAAUGGGUAACAGACGAUCUCUUGAAGAAAGUGGAGAAAAAUGAAACAGUUUUCAGCAAAUUAUCAAAUCCAGAAUUUGCUAAAGCAAUCACUGAAUUUCAAACCAAUCCUCAGGCUGCUAUGAUGAAAUAUGCCAAUAACUCUGAAAUGCAAAAUUUUCUCAAAGAAUUUUGUGGAAUAAUGGGAGAUCAUUUUUCAAGUUUUUCUGAAAAACAGGGUAAUGGUGUAACUUCGGGAAGUAAUAUGAUUCCUUCCAUUAGAACAAAAGAAACAUUACCAGAAAAUGAAAUACAACUAUCCCAAAUUUCCCCACAAAUUUCUAAUGAGGAUGAAAACAAAAUACAAGAUAUAUUAAGCUCUCCACAUAUAAGACAAGUAUUAAUGGAUGAGCAGAUUCAAAAAUUAUUUCAAAUUCUAAAAACAAAUCCUCAAGCAGGAGAAAGGUUAUUAAAAGAAGCCAGUGGAGAUAUGGAAGAGAAGAUAAAAAUAUUAGUUGAUGCUGGACUACUUCAAGUGCAACAAAGAUGAUAUUUACCGGUACUAAUGACCUAAAUAUUGAUAGACACCAAAUCUACCAGAGAAUUGAACUAUACAGAUAUACUUUGGGUUUACAGUGUGACAAUGUGAAAAUAAACUAGUUUACAUCUUUCAAAAUACAGAUAUGUAUAACCAGAAUGGAUAAUAUUGUGUGGACUGACAAAUUAUGUAAGAUACAUGAUGAUUGCAAAGGCUGAUGAUAUGACUGUUUAUAUGUAUAAUAUAAUUAUUUUGUAAU
Messenger RNA from Patella vulgata (common limpet), 1221 nucleotides. RefSeq lists its product as uncharacterized. Bases 21 to 974 code for a protein of 317 amino acids. The record is from RefSeq and is a predicted model, not a curated record. The transcript is spliced from 6 exons. Lineage: Eukaryota; Metazoa; Mollusca; Gastropoda; Patellidae.